Rhipicephalus sanguineus (brown dog tick) is the source of this 914-nucleotide messenger RNA. RefSeq names its product major facilitator superfamily domain-containing protein 1-like. Gene Ontology annotation, molecular function: transmembrane transporter activity. The record is from RefSeq and is a predicted model, not a curated record. The coding region runs from base 2 to 889 and encodes 295 amino acids. Gene Ontology annotation, biological process: transmembrane transport. Gene Ontology annotation, cellular component: lysosome. The transcript is spliced from 7 exons. Lineage: Eukaryota; Metazoa; Arthropoda; Arachnida; Ixodida; Ixodidae.
CAUGUACCAACUUGGGACCAACUUUCAACACUGUUCCCAGGCGCUUACCCGAGCAUUUUAUUUGCAGGGAAGCACAGCCAACUUUAUGACCAUGCCAUUCCUGUACGCCGCUGUGGCCAAGGUGUACCCCGGUUUCACGGGGCUGGGAGUAGCACUCCUCGUCGCUGCUUCCUGGUGCGUGAUGUCCAUGCUGUGUGCAGUCGUGCUGGCUAUUCUUGACCGCAGAGCGCAACGUAUUAUGGGACGUGAGGAUGCUAUGACUGGUGAGGUGGUGAAACUGACAGAUGUACGCUACUUUCCCAAGACCUUCUGGCUUCUGUGCUUCAUCUGUGUGUCAUACUACGUCACCAUAUUUCCCUUCAUUGGCCUCGGCACGGUGUUCUUUCAAAGAAAGUACCAGUUCUCAGCCGUUGAAGCAAACUCGGUGGACAGCGUCCCAUACCUCAUAUCAGCCUUCGCGUCACCCGUCUUUGGAAUUCUGGUGGAUCUGCUGGGCAGAAACUUGAUCUGGGUCACAGUGGCCGUCUUUGGGACACUUGCUGCUCACGGGCUGCUUGCCUUCACCUUCCUCAAUCCCUGGGUUGCCAUGGUGCUGAUGGGGCUGAUGUAUUCUCUCCUGGCAUGUGCAUUUUGGCCCCUGGUUGCCAUGGUGAUACCUGAACAUCAGCUGGGCACAGCUUAUGGCAUAAUGCAGUCCGUGCAGAACCUGGGUCUUGCCGUUAUUGCCAUGGUGUCCGGCAUGAUUGUCGACAGCAGUGGCUAUUUUGUUCUCGAGGUCUUUCUCAUGGCGUGGCUUUGCUGUAAGUUGGCCAGCUGCUCCUUGACUUAUGAAUGUGUCGUGAUGUUCAUGCUGUUAAUGCUGACUCAACAGAAUGUGCACUUUGUGUAGAAAGCAGAUAUAGUCUUAAUAUAUA